This is a messenger RNA of Fomitiporia mediterranea MF3/22, 381 nucleotides long. Its product is annotated as kinase-like protein. Lineage: Eukaryota; Fungi; Basidiomycota; Agaricomycetes; Hymenochaetales; Hymenochaetaceae. The transcript is spliced from 3 exons. The record is from RefSeq and is a predicted model, not a curated record. Gene Ontology annotation, molecular function: ATP binding; protein kinase activity. Gene Ontology annotation, biological process: protein phosphorylation. The coding region runs from base 1 to 381 and encodes 126 amino acids.
AUGCGUUUAUGGACUGGUACCAGUGCUUGCGAAUACAGGGACGUACAAAGGACACCUGUGGAACUUUCCGACAGAUAUGCACCACCAGAGUAUCAUAAACAUAAAUACUAUGAUGCUAAACAACUUGAUAUGUGGUCUAUUGGAAUUGUUGUUUACAUACUGCUGGCUGCCUCCCAUCCGUUUGAAGAUAACAGCUUGGCGGUCACAAUAGAGAACAUCAAGAGCUGUACGCCGAGCAUUGAACGGAUAAGAAGAGUGAACGCAGAUGUCUCGAAAUUCGCAAUAGAUUUGGUGGAAGGGACUCUCAAGUAUCCUCCGCAAGACAGAUUAACAGCAAGAGCAGCAGUGAACUUAGCCAAACGUGUCCGUAUACAGCCUUAA